Protopolystoma xenopodis is the source of this 372-nucleotide messenger RNA. The record is from the annotation of a GenBank genome assembly. NCBI's taxonomy places the organism in Eukaryota, Metazoa, Platyhelminthes, Monogenea, Polystomatidea, Polystomatidae.
CUACUGCAGACUACUUUUCAGCGCAACAAAGCCGAGUCCACCUAUGGUGUCUGGCUUAAUCCUAUUACCCGACUGGCUCAGAUCUGCAGGGCAUACCACUUGUCUGGCCUAGAAGUAAUUCCUACAUGCGAUGACGUCCGCACCAGCAAUGCCUACAGUGACGGUAUCCCAACUUCAAUCAUCCAGCCCGUCUGUGCAAGUAAGCCAGAGGUUACAUGCAACAAGGCUCAAACGAGGCCGUCUUCAGUAACGAUCUAUUCAUCUCCGGUGUAUAAGCUUGUACCUUGUUCUGAUCCCUCGAUUGUUUCCGGCACCAAGCCUGAAUUUUUAUAUCAGGUAUUUAUCUCAUUAAUCAAGAACUAUCUUUAUUGA